Diprion similis is the source of this 834-nucleotide messenger RNA. RefSeq names its product late histone H1-like. The coding region runs from base 58 to 756 and encodes 232 amino acids. Gene Ontology annotation, cellular component: nucleosome; nucleus. Gene Ontology annotation, molecular function: double-stranded DNA binding; structural constituent of chromatin; nucleosomal DNA binding. The transcript has a single exon. NCBI's taxonomy places the organism in Eukaryota, Metazoa, Arthropoda, Insecta, Hymenoptera, Diprionidae. The record is from RefSeq and is a predicted model, not a curated record. Gene Ontology annotation, biological process: nucleosome assembly; chromosome condensation; negative regulation of DNA recombination.
UUCUGUUCACAUCGAAUUCUUCUCAAGUCAACACAACUUCAACGUUCAUCAGCAGCAAUGGCAGACAAGGUAACAUCACCUGUAGCAACCGCUACCCCAGCCAGCCCGGCUGUUCAAGCCGUACCAGCGAAGAAAAGUGCCGCUUCUCUGAAGUCGCAGAAGCCUCGUACUAAGCCGGCGCAUCCUCGUACGUCUGAGAUGGUCAACGCUGCAAUUUCUACUCUGAAGGAACGCGGUGGUUCAUCUCUUCAGGCUAUCAAGAAGUACAUCACAUCUACAUACAAAAUUGACGGAGAAAAACAAGCACCCUUCAUCAAGAAGUAUUUGAAAUCUGCCGUCAGCACUGGGGUUUUGGUUCAGACCAAGGGCAAGGGAGCUUCAGGCUCAUUCAAGAUUUCCGCUACGAAAAGUGAGGCCUCAAAACCCAAGGUAAAACCAGCAGCACCAAAACCAGCUACACUCAAGAAGAAGGCCGCCGCAUCAGCCGCCUCUCCUGCCAAGAAGGUGAGCGCUGCCAAGAAAGCAGCUGCAGCCAAGAAGACUGGCGCUGCUAGUAGCGUUGCUACCAAGGAAAAGCGUAAGGUCGCUAGAUCCCCGGCCGCUAAACCGCCGAAAGCAAAGAGCUCCUCCAAGGCCAAGAAAGUCGCUAAAGCACCUACAAGUAAACCUAAAGCACCGAAACCGAAAAAGGCAACAACUGCUCCGAAAUCCGCCAAGCCGGCACCGAAGAAGACUGCGUCUCCCAAAAAGAAGUAAUCGCAUUCGUUUACACGCCUCGUCUACGGCGGCAGCAGCAGCAUCAAGCAGCAACAUUUAAAAAAAAAACGGCCCUUG